AUGGACGCAGCCAGUCGAGCGCUGGCGCUGGCCCUGCCGGCAGAUGUAGCUGAUACAUUUGCUAAUCGGUCAGAGUAUGGCAACGCUCCCCUCUCCACUAUUAUUCACCGUGAUCAUGGACGACGCUCGCGCGAGGAGCAAGCCGAAAGCCAGCAGUACCUGAGUCGGGAGGAGGAGAUUGCCCUCGUGAGAUUCUUGCUGCUCAAGUCCAACCUUGGGCAACCUAACUGGCCGAAGGCCUUCGAGAAACGGCACCCCCAACUCCAGGCUAAAAGAGUCCGAUCGAUCGACUGGAAGCGCCAUAGCAAUAAUAUACAUGAGAAGGUCGUGGAGUGGUUCGACAUGAUCGCACCGGUACUGCAGGACUCGAGCGUCGUGCCAGAAAACGUCUAUAACAUGGAUGAGACAGGAGUCAUGCUGAGCAUGCUUGGCUCAGUCAAGGUUCUAGUAGGUAAAGAUGAUCGGUAG
Macroventuria anomochaeta is the source of this 468-nucleotide messenger RNA. RefSeq lists its product as uncharacterized. NCBI's taxonomy places the organism in Eukaryota, Fungi, Ascomycota, Dothideomycetes, Pleosporales, Didymellaceae. The record is from RefSeq and is a predicted model, not a curated record. Bases 1 to 468 code for a protein of 155 amino acids. The transcript is spliced from 2 exons.